AUGGUGCCCACCUUCACCCUCUGCCUGCUGGGCAGCUCCGCUCUGCUCCUCAGCACCACGCCCGGGGCUCAAGCUGCCUGGUGCCCGUUCCCCCGGGUGCCCUACGGGACCGUGUCCCCUCGUCGCUCUUCCUACCGGACACGGGACACCGUGAGUGUCACCUGCAACCCGGGCUACGCCCUGCAGGGCCCCGGCAGCAGCACCUGCGGGGCCACCUCCAGGUGGGACCCCCCUCUGCCGCAGUGCAAAAAGGAGGUGACAUGUCCCCGGCCACCGAGCAUCGCCAAUGGGCUGCACAGCGGCCGCUCCAAGGACAGCUUCUCCCGGGGGGUGGCCGUGUCCUACAGCUGCACGGAGGGCUUCGAGCUGCUCGGCAACGCCACCAUCACCUGCACGGACUCGGGGCUCUGGAGCCGGCCCCUGCCCCGCUGUCAAGCGAUCGGCUGCCAGGUGCCCGAGGUGCAGAACGGGAAGGUCCACAACGUGCAGAGCAGCUACAGAGCUGGGGACACUCUGCACUUUGGCUGUGAUGCUGGUUACACCGCAGAGGACUCCGAUGAGGCUCGGUGCCAGCCCGGGGGCAUGUGGGACCCGCCGGAGCUCGUGUGCCAGAGGGUCCGGCCGUGCCCGAUGCCUCCCGAGGUCGCCAAUGGCAAUCACAACGGCCGGAACACAGCAGGAUUCACCAUGGGAAUGUCAGUGAGGUACAGCUGCAAUCCUGGCUAUUACCUGGUUGGAAAUGCCGCCGUGUCCUGCAGAGCAUCGGGGAACUGGAGCCAGCCCCUCCCUCGCUGCCAGGGGACUGUCUGCAUCAAUCCAAUCGUAGCCAAUGGAAGGCAAGUUGGUGGCCACGGGCUCCUCUCUGCCCCCGGGCAAACGGUGACAUUCCGGUGCCACGAUGGUUACAGCCUGCAGGGCAGUGCCAGCGUGUCCUGCCAGGAGGAUGGCAGCUGGCAGCCCCCUGCUCCUGAGUGUGACAGAGCACUGCCCUACCACAGCUCCUUCAGCAGGUCUCCAGGUGCUUGUGGUGCUCCCACAAGGUUACAGUUUGCUGAGCUAAAUGAGGAGCAUAGAAAUGCCGUUGAUUUUCCUGUUGGGAAGACUGUGCAAUACACUUGCCUCCCUGGAUAUGCCAAAGUCCCAGGAAUGUCACCUACUAUGACAUGCCUUGAGAGUGGAGUGUGGUCAGAAGCUCUAGAGUUCUGGUGUUUUCCUUCCCCAGGGAAACAGUGCAGUCACCCAGGCGAGCCUGUGAAUGGCAAGAUUAUUUCCCUGACAAAUCUCCAGCUUGGGUCCACAGUGGUUUACAGCUGUGAGGAAGGGCACAGGUUAAUUGGACAGUCCAGCAGACGCUGUGAGAUCUCUGGGGGACGUGUUGCAUGGACUGGCCACAUUCCCCUCUGCCAGCGCAUCCCUUGCGAGCCACCCCCGGACAUCCCCCGCGGGCAGCACUCGGGCCGGCUGCUGAGCGAGUUCCUCUACGGCACGGCGGUCACCUACACCUGCCACCGCGGCCAUCCCCUGCACGGGGACCCCUCCAUCCACUGCACCACCCGCGACGGCCACAACGGCGUCUGGAGCGAGCCCCUGCCCGCCUGCGGAGAGGCGAAUUGUCCUGUGCCACAGAUCCAGCACGGGAGGAUCGUGGCUGCCAGGUCUGCCUACGCACACAGGGACACCGUGACCUUCGAGUGUGACCCAGGCUAUGCCAUUCGUGGCCACAGAGAGAUCCAGUGCCAGCCAAACAACACCUGGGAGCCGCCGGUGCCCGUCUGCGAGCAGGCUGGCUGCAGAGCCCCUGCCAGGCCGGGCUUUGCCGAGCUGAAGGAGCCCUACAGGAACCAGACGCUGUUUCCCGAGGGGAGCAGGGUGGAAUUCGUGUGCCAGCCUGGCUACAGCCAGCUCCCGGGGGUGUCACCAGCCAUCACCUGCCUCAGCAACCAGACGUGGUCUGCAGUGCUGGAGUUCUGUGAAAGGAAGCAGUGCCCCAGCCCAGGGAAGCCAGAGAACGGCAGAGCUGUUGUCCUGACAGAUCUCCUGCUCGGGUCCAAAAUCAACUACACUUGUGACAAAGGGUACAAGCUGGUGGGAGGCUCCCAGAGAAUUUGUGAGGUCUCUGGCACACAUGUCUCAUGGAGUGGGGAUCCUCCUGUCUGCCAGCGUGUCACCUGCGCUGCCCCUCCGGCCAUCCCCCGGGGGACACACAGCGGGGGCUCCAGGGACACCUUCUCCCUCGGGGACGUGGUCACCUACAGCUGUGCCUCGGGGCUGGCCCCAGCUGGAGACGCCUCCCUGACCUGCAGCUCUGCGGACGGGGAGCAUGGCACGUGGAGCGGGGCAGUGCCACGCUGCCCAGAGGUGAGGUGCCCUGCCCCUCCGAGCAUUGCCAACGGGCAGCACAGUGCCAGCCCCGGGGCCUGGCACAGCCCGGGCUCCGUGGUGCUCUACACCUGCGCCGAGGGCUACUCCCUGCUGGGCAACGCCUCCGUCCGCUGCACGGCCAGGGGCACCUGGAGCCGGCCCCAGCCCCGCUGCCGAGCAACUGGAUGCACCAGGCCGGAGAUCCAGAAUGGAAAAGUGGCUGGCUCAGAGACCGCCUACAGCCUGGAGGACAUCAUCGUCUUCGAGUGCAACGUUGGUUAUGCCUUGAAGGGCUCUCAAGAGUCCCAGUGCCAGUUUGGGGGCAAGUGGCACCCUCCUGUCCCCAGCUGUGAGAAGUUGCCGCCGUGUCCUUCCCCUCCCAUUAUCAGAAAUGGCCAGCACGACAGCAAGGAGGUGGCAGAGUUCAUCCCUGGCAUGGCAGUGAAGUACCACUGUGACCCGGGCUACGUCCUCACUGGGAAAACCACAAUUUCCUGCUUGCCAUCGGGAGUCUGGAGCAUCCCCUACCCCCGGUGUGAAGCGAUCACCUGCAGCAGCCCCAGCAUCAAGGACGGAGAGGUGGCCGAGGGCCGGAGGGCUGUGUACCACCCUGGGGACAACGUCACCUUCCAGUGCCACCCAGGCUUCGUGCUGAGGGGCAGCCGUGGGGCCACGUGCCAGCCCGACAGCCGCUGGGUGCCCGCUGUGCCCACCUGCCAGCCAGUGCGGCCGUGCCCUCCGCCCCCGGUCAUCGCCCACGCCACGCUCAGUGCCCAGCCGGGGAUGAACUUCACCAGUGGCACCUCCGUGAGCUACAGCUGCCAGCCUGGCUUCUCCCUGCUCGGGGACCCCUCCGUGCUGUGCACGGCCUGGGGCAACUGGAGCCUUCCCUACCCACGCUGUGCAGCCGGUUGUGGCACACCGACACCGUUGCUAUUUGCUGAGCUAAGUGAGCAAUAUGAAAAUCAGACUGAGUUUCCUGUCGGGAUGUCUGUGAACUACACUUGUCGGCCUGGAUACGUGCAACAGCCACAGAUAUCACCAACUAUCACAUGUCUUGAAAAUCUAACGUGGUCUGAAGCCCAGGAGUUUUGCAAAAUGCUGCAAUGCCCUCCACCUCCAAAUAUUGCCAAAGGAAGCCACGACAGGCAGGACUUGGAGGUUUUCCCCGCUGGGCUGGUUGUGAACUACAGCUGUGACCCUGGCUACAGCCUGCGGGGAGAGGCGUCCAUCUACUGCACCAGCUCCGGCAACUGGAGCCUCCCUCUCCCUCAGUGUGCAGCUGGCUGUGGUGCACCUCCAAACCUCACCUUUGCUGAGCUAACCAGGGAAUACAAAAAUCAGCUGGAAUUUGCUGUUGGGGACACUGUGAGCUACAGCUGCCGGCCGGGAUACUCGAGACGCCCCGGAGCGCCCCAAACUCUGACUUGCCUCCAAAACCACACGUGGUCUGAAGCCCUAGAGUUCUGUAAAAGGAAGCAGUGUAGACACCCAGAGCCCCCCAGGAAUGGCAGAGUUGUUGUUCUGACAGAUCUCCUUUUUGGGUCAACCGUGAGCCACACGUGUGACGAAGGGUACAGACUGGUUGGACAGUCCCACAGGAGAUGUGAGAUUUUGGGACGACACGUUGCCUGGGCUGGUCUGCCUCCCAUCUGUCAGAGGGUGGUGUGCCCAGCCCCACGGAUCCACAGCGGGAGGGUGGCUGUCCCCAAGCCCCGCUACACCUACGGGGACUCUGUCACCUUCAAGUGCCACCGAGGCUUCACCCUGCGAGGCCACCGCAGGUCCCAGUGCCGAGGGGACAGGAGGUGGCACCCGCCUGUUCCUGUGUGUGAGCAGGAUGGACUGUCAGAACGUUAUCACCACCCUGACACCACAACAAAGCCAGUGCUGCACUGCUCCAAGCCUGCAGACAUCACCCACGGGUCUUUCCGUGGCCCAGCAAAAGCAGUUUUUACUGUGGGAACAUCUGUAAACUACAUCUGUGAGCCUGGCUUCUCCCUCCUGGGGACAGCAUCCAUUUAUUGCACAGCAUCUGGAGCCUGGAGCCAUCCCCCUCCCGUAUGUCAAGCUGUGAAGUGUCAGCAGCCUCCAAACAUCACCAACGGGAGGCUGAAAGGCAACAGCUCUGCCACCUUUCCCCCCGGAGCCGCCGUGUCCUACAGCUGCGAUCCUGGCUACUCACUGCUUGGGAAUGCUUUCAUCAACUGCACGGGGUCGGGCUCCUGGAGCCAGCCCCUCCCGCAGUGCAAAGAGAUCAGAUGUGAAUUCCCGGAUGUCCAAGGUGUUAAAAAAGCCAUUAAAGGAAAUACUUAUCGCUCUGGCACUAACAUCACUCUUGAGUGUGACGAUGGUUACGUGCUGGAAGGCAUCAGUCACACCCAGUGCCAAGAGGAUUUCAGCUGGGACCCUCCCGUGCCCGCCUGUAAACUGACAUCCCCCAAGCCCGGGUCACUAGGCCUAGGAGUGGCAGCUGCAGCAGUUCUGCUGCUCCUGGGGGCAGGUGUUGUCUGGAAAAUAAUUUCCAAUUACUGGGCCCGGCGGGCGGGCCCGGCCAUGGCGGGCGGGGCGGGCCGCGCAUGCGCACCCGGCCGCGCGCUGCGUCUCCGCGGCGCCGGGAGGGAGCGGAGCGGCCGCAGCCGCGGCCCCGCUGCGGGCAUGGGGCGGCUCUCGGUGCCGCCGCCGCUGCUGAUGCUGCCGCUUCUGCUGCCGCCCGUGCUGGUGCUGUGGCAGCUCGGCGGAGCCCAGGCUCAGGGCUCGUGUCCCAGGCCGGAGCGGCUGCAGUACGCAGAGCUCGACCAGAGCUCCAGGGAAAUGCAGGAUUUCCCACCUGGGACCAGAGUCUCCUUCACCUGCCGGCCGGGGUACACGAGGGUCCCAGGGAAGCCACUGAGCUGGACGUGUGGUGAUGACUUGCAGUGGUCACCCAAGGGCGCGUUCUGUACAGCGAGAAAAUGUAUUUACCCAGGAGACUUGGAAAAUGGUUAUUUUGACCCAACAGAUCUUACAUUUGGUUCAAAAUUGACAUUUCAUUGUAAAGAGGGGUACAGAUUGCGGGGUAAGGGGGAGAUUUCCUGUGAUAUCAAGAAUGAAGGUGUUGGCUGGAGUGGAGGUCUGCCUUACUGUGAAAGAAUUCCUUGUGAGCCACCUCCCAAAAUAGCCAACGGGGGCUAUGAGGAGAGAGCCAGCUACGUGUACCAGAGCACGGUGACCUACAGGUGUCAGGAUGUCCCCAAGGGCAUCUUUCUUAACUACUUGGCUGAGGUUCUCAAAACCAAUUUGACCAAUUUUUGUGCUUUAUUUCCAGGAAUUCCUUGUGAGCCACCUCCCAAAAUAGCCAACGGGGGCUAUGAGGAGAGAGCCAGCUACGUGUACCAGAGCACGGUGACCUACAGGUGUCAGGAUGUCCCCAAGGGCAGUGAUCCCUUCUCCCUCAUUGGCUCAGACACGAUUUACUGCACGUCUGAUGAACACUCAAAUGGAGUUUGGAGUGGGCCUCCUCCAGAAUGUCGAGUGGUCAAAUGUGAAGACCCCAGAGUUGAAAAUGGGAGAAAAAUAUCUGGAUUUGGGCUUACCUACAAAUACAAGGACUCGGUUGUGUUUGAGUGUAAUCAAGGUUAUUUCUUGGUUGGAGCAGAUGUAAUUACCUGUAAAGAAAAUAACGCCUGGGAUCCUCCAAAACCAACCUGUGAGAAAAUCACUGCAGAUGUGUGUCCUGCCCCGAAGAUCCCCAAUGGGGUCCUGGUUCCAAGCAAGCCUGCCUAUACAAAAGGAGAGUCUGUGCAGAUCCAGUGCAAAGCUGGCUGCUCCUUCCCUGGUGGCUCUGCAGAGAUGACAGUGACCUGUCAAGAACAGAGUUCCUGGGGUGCUUUACAGCCCUGUACCUGUGAGCCUGAAGGUUCUGGUUCCACUCCAGUCAUAAGUUAUGGGAGAGUGAUAGCUGGACAAAAACCUUCCUACUUGGUGGGGGAUUUCAUUACCAUUGAAUGCUACACGGGGUACACCCUGCACGGGGAGGCUCGGAUUCGGUACAUUGGAAACAACCAGUGGGAGCCUGCAGUGCCAACCUGCCAGCUCAGUGGAUAUAUUAUAGCCAUCAUCUGUGUGAUUGUGGUAGUUGUGGUGCUCCUGGCAGCCUUUUGGAUCUACAAGAAAUUCUUCUCACAGAAUGGGUCUGGUGCUGCGUGGGUCAGCUGUGGACAAAUGUGCUCUGACUUGCACUGGGAGCCAGUCCUCUGUGGAACACUUGGUGUGCCAGAGCACCAGCCUGGGCUGAGGGAAGGCAGAGCAGGGGCUGCACUGCUUAGGAAAAUUGGUCUUUGUGCCUAGGAGAUGGCUCUGGAGAGGCCACUGCUGUUAUGGGCAGC
Messenger RNA from Passer montanus (Eurasian tree sparrow), 6728 nucleotides. It is a transcript of the gene CR1, whose product is annotated as complement C3b/C4b receptor 1 (Knops blood group). The record is from RefSeq and is a predicted model, not a curated record. NCBI's taxonomy places the organism in Eukaryota, Metazoa, Chordata, Aves, Passeriformes, Passeridae. Bases 1 to 6690 code for a protein of 2229 amino acids. The transcript is spliced from 47 exons.